Molecule: messenger RNA, 1836 nt
Organism: Aspergillus versicolor CBS 583.65
Lineage: Eukaryota; Fungi; Ascomycota; Eurotiomycetes; Eurotiales; Aspergillaceae
Exons: 1
Coding region: 17-1765 (582 amino acids)
Molecular function (GO): FAD binding; oxidoreductase activity
Source: RefSeq, a predicted model, not a curated record
CUUUCUCCCUGCUACCAUGCUUUCUCUCCUUAUAGGCCUCGGCCUGAUCACUACUUCGGCUGCAUCAGGCUACAACUGCAAACCUGGACAGCCGUGCUGGCCAUCAAACGAGCAAUGGGAAAGUUUCAACCAGAGUCUGGCCGGUAACCUCCACCGCACAGUUCCCUACGCCGCAAGCUGUUACUAUGACUCUCCCUACUACGACCCUUCAGCAUGCGACGCCGCCAAAGCCGGCUACUAUUUGAACCAACCACGAACAGACGUAUACGGCGCAGCAACAGGCCUCAACUGGGAAUCGUGCCACUCGCAAACAUGUGCACUAAAUGCUGCGAAUACCUCUCAGCAUCUUUCCGAUCAGUGUUACCGCGGACGACUGUCGCCGCUGUAUGUCGAUGCCCAUGAACCCGGACACGUUGUCACGGCAGUGCAAUUUGCCCAGACACAUAAACUCCGGGUUAGCAUAAAGAACACGGGACAUGAUUAUCUCGGACGGUCUACCAGCCCUGAUACCCUUGCUAUCUGGACCCAUAAUAUGAACGCCACCAAAUACCACGAAAGCUUCACCGCGUCGAACUGUCCCGCCGCAAAUGGAAAACACAUCGGAGAGAUGGGAGCCGGUGCCCAGGCGGGCGAUGUUUACGCCUACUUCCAGAAGUUCAACAUGGACGUGACCGGUGGAAACGAAGGGUCUGUUGGCCUGGCCGGCGGGUUCGGGCAAGGAGGUGGGCAUGGCGUUUUUGGCCCUUCCUACGGCCUUAUGGUGGAUAAUGCAGUUGAAUUUGACGUCGUUACGGCGGAUGGGAAAUUCCGCACUAUCAACCAGUGUAACGAUCCGGAUCUCUUCUGGGCUAUGCGUGGUGGAGGCGGUGGCACUUAUGCUAUUUUAACGAGUUAUCGAUUCCAGCUCCAUCCCGCGGUUAAGAUUAAUGUGUACUCAUUCAAAGCGGAUUUCACGACGGAGGGGAAGAAAAACACUACUGAGACAAAUUAUCCUGCGCUGCAGAAGAUCCUCACUCAACAUGCGACUCAUCAGCCCGUGUGGUCUCACAAUAACAUCUCAGGACACGCGUACUACUGGCCUUCCAAAGCGGAGAUAUACCUCGUCCUGCCGUCGAACAACGUCACCGCAUUGAAGGCUUUAACUACCGACUUCUCAUCCUUCCUAACAAGCCAGCCAGAUAUCCGCGUCUCAGAAAGCAAAUUCACCACCUAUCCAACCUACACUGACUUCCUGAAACUCACCAGCAGCAUCGCAGCCAGACUAACCCCCGCUGGGAUAUUCGAGGCCGUCGCUAGCAGACUCAUACCAGAAUCCCUCUUCGAAUCAAAUAACAAUCUCUCGGACCUCAUCAAUGCCUUCAUAGAGGGAGUGCAGCUCAGCAAUAAACUCAUCCCCGAUGACGGCGCCCUGGCGCAGGUUAUAAUGACCACGCCGGUGAAUGUGCAGAAUGGGAACACUACGAGCGUUAAUCCUGCUUGGCGAGAUGCGCUUUGGCAUACGAUCAUGACGGGUGGCUGGCCGACGAAGCUUGCCCAAGAGCAAGAGGCGAAGCUGCAGGAGGCGUGGUUGGGGACUGUGCAGCCGUUGAAGGAAUUGACGCCCGGGGGUGGAUCUUAUGUGAAUGAGGCGCAUUAUUUGGAGCCGGAGUGGGAGGAGACGUUCUUUGGGGAGAAUUAUCCGAGGCUUUUGGAGGUGAAGAGGAGGUAUGAUCCGGGGCGGUUCUUUGAUUGUUGGAAGUGUGUGGGGUGGGAGGUUUCUGAGUAAGUUCUCUGUCUGGCUUUGGUAUAUUUUGCUAAUUUCGAUAUAGUGACUAUCACUGCUACGAGUAGGCUCAG